Malania oleifera is the source of this 5498-nucleotide messenger RNA. RefSeq lists its product as uncharacterized. The record is from RefSeq and is a predicted model, not a curated record. Bases 3822 to 5297 code for a protein of 491 amino acids. NCBI's taxonomy places the organism in Eukaryota, Viridiplantae, Streptophyta, Magnoliopsida, Santalales, Ximeniaceae. The transcript has 2 exons.
GAAGAACAGCUGGGGGCAGCGCAGCAUAGAGCCAAAGAAAAGAAAAAAAAAUUGUUCGGCUGCUCUUCUUCUUCCCGAAACCUAUCCUCCACCCUCUGCAACUCACCUCUGGCCACUUGCCAGCAGCCCCCAUCAAGGCCUCCAUCCCACCACCGUUCGGCUGCCAAAAUAGCCCAGCCUUCCCCUCUGCAGCAACCGCUACCAGCUUCUCUGUUCCACUCUCACUGCCCUCCCACUGCUGCACCAACUCCGGUAGCCACCCAAGCCCUCACGCACGUCAACCUCAUCCCGAGCAGCCCUCUGCACAGCUGCAACCGCACCUCCAGCCACCAUCCUCGCAGCCUCCGGCUACCGCUGCAACGCCGGCCACUCCUGCUCCCGGCAAGAUCCCCAGCAGCGGCGACUCCACUGCUGCAACACCAGCAACCCUCCCACGAGCACCUGUUCCACUCCCUUUCUACGACGCCACCACACCAGCCCCACUGUUCUCGCAACACUCCAGCCACCGUUCCAGCCAGUCCCUCCGACGAACACACCAAACAGCCCAGCUCCGGCAACCACCACUCUCAUCCUCGUCAUAUAGACGUCGGCGCCUCUCCGUUCGUCACGGCCUCACCAGCAACCGUCAUCCUCACCGUUCACCAGCCCCGACCAUCAUCACCAGCAGACAACGACCGUUCAUCACCGUCAGUCUCUUCCUCCUGCAACUACCCGUGAAAUCUGGCCAACAGUGCUCUCCGCCGCCGCUUCCCCGUGAGCAUCAUAGCAACCAUCGUCCGUCAGGUCUUCUCCGAACUGCAGUAGCCACCGGCAUUCAGGCGAUAUUCCGGCCAGCUAGGAUUUUCUUCUCUUUUGUAAUAAUUUUUAUUCAGAAUUUUCUUUCCUUGUGUAAUAAUUUUUAUUCACUUUUACAUAUGCAUAUCUAAUGUCAUUUUUUUUUUAUUCUUUCUGUGAUAAUGUUUAUUUAGGUUUUUUAUGUUAAGGGUAUUCACUAUACAUGUUAAAUGAUGUUAGGAUACAAUAUUUUAGGGUACUUAUUUAAGUUGUUUGUUAUUAUGACAUAUGUUUAAUGUUUAACAUUUAUAUGUUUAGGGGUGUAUAUUAAUUUUGGUGACCAUACUAAAUCGGUAUAUAUUAUUUUUCAGCAAUAACUUGUUUCCAUAAUUUUAUAAUUUCCUUACCCUUGUAUUGGUUUUCAUGUUUUAAUUCUAAAUUUGGUUUAUUUCCUUUAUUAAUUAUUUCCAUAUGGGUGUGAUGAUAUUUAUAAGAUAAUAGAGGUGUGUGUCAUUAAGAAAAUUGUUAUUAUUACCUUUUAAUACUAUUAUAACAUAUGUUAGGUAUUAUUAUUAUUAUCAUGUGUGGAAUUAUUACGAUAUCAUUAUGAUAUUCAGAAUAUGUAAUUAUUAUUAAUGUGUGCAUAUUGUUACUAUUAAUAUUAUUUAUUAUCAUUGUGGAAUUACUACUACUACUACUACUACUACUACUACUACUACUAGUAUUAUUAUUACUAUUAUUAGUACUAUUAUUAUUUUUACUGUUGUUAUCUAUUAUUAUUUUUAUGUUUAUUAUCAUCACUAUUAUUAUUAUUAUUAUUAUUAUUAUUAUUUAUUAUUUUUUUGUUAUUAAGUAUUUUUUUUUAUUUUUUUUAUUUUUUUUAUCCCUAUGAUUUUAUUGCGAGGGUAUGAGCCUUCGGGCAUUACGUACCCUAAGCUCUGAGGGAAUAUAUGUAUAUAUUUAUUUAUUUAUUUAUUUUUCAUAGGUAUUUAUAAAUUCACAAAAAGGAGUAAUUUAAAGAUUUAUUAGAUUAACUUAGGGAUAGUUUCAAAUUAAUUAGGUACCGUUCGUAAGAACGGGCGCGUAGGGGGUGCUCGUACCUUCCCCUCACGUAACCGAACUCCCGAGCCUAACUCUGGUAACGUAGACCGAUUCUACCCCUAACGGGGUAGUAAUCACGUGUUCUAACCGCACUAAAGGUUAGUGGUGACUCCGACAUUCCAUGAUUUUUUCUGAAAAUAUUAAAAUUGAUUUUUUUUCUAAUUUCACCGUCCGGGGCACACGCGCUCCCGGGACGCCGCGACAGCUUGGCGACUCCGCUGGGGACGUUAGAGAGUCGAGCCAUUAAUUAAUUAGAAAUUAUCCCAAGUUCAAAUUUAAUAAAACUUUUAAUUACUCCUGAUUUUGUGAAUAUUGUAAUUUGUAAAUAACUUUGAUUAAUUGUAGAUAUUUUACUUCCAUAAUUUGUAAAUAACCUUAAUUAAUUAAAAAUAUUUUGUUUCCUAAUUUUUUUUUAAAUAUUAAUUGUAGAUAUUCUGAAUAAAGCAUAUUAAUUGUAAGAUAUUUUGAAAAAGUAAAUUAAUUAUAGAUAUUUUGUAUACUAAUCGUAAAUAUUUUGUUUCCUUAUUUUUGUUUCCAAAUUUUUUUGUGAAUAAACAUAUUAAUUGCAUAUAUUGUGUUUCCUUAUCUUUUGAAUAUAUAUAUUAAUUGUAAAUAUCUUGUUUCCAUAUUGUUUAUAGCAUGUGAAUAAAUGUGGGGAUAGCGGGAUUAGGUUAAAAAAUUGAAUUCACACACUUUCACGCUCUAUACCCGAGCUUUCCUUACUAGGACUAGAUAGGAGUGUAAUAGCGUCAGUCCCUUCGUGGCAGAGCUUGAUGGGACCCGCGAACCACUCCACUCAGUGUGGGUUUUAUCCGGACCCCUAUGGGGGAGGAUGAAAUUCCAAACUGGGAACCUUUUGUCAAUAGGGUUAGAGCCUACCCACACAUACUUGUCUAUAGUCUUCCCUAACUAGGAUAGAGCCAUGAAGAACCCUGUAUAUACAUACCUACCCUGGGUUGGGACAUCCUUAUCCCCAUACCAUCUAUUGUAUAUAUAUUCUGAGAUACCUUGUAUUAUACUAUGCAUUCUGCAUCCAUUUUAGACUUACAUACUACUUAGCCGGUAUUCUAAAAAUGCCAAAUAAUGGGACCAUGGCCCAUCCUUUCAAAAAUGAAGCACUUGGCCUAAGCAUUUUAAAAUAUGGGUCGGCCCAACCCUUUUCAAAUAACUCAGGCCCAAUUCUUUAAAAGCAAAUCUUGGGCCUGACUUUUUCCUAAGCAAAAACUCGGCCCAUGCCUAAGUUUCAAAAAGGGGCAAACCCAGAUUUCAAAAGAGGACUUCAACCCCAUUGCCUAAAAAUUUGGGCCAACAUUUUUUCAAGUAAUCCAAACCCAAUUCCUUUUCAACUAGGGCCUUAACCCAUCAUGAAAUAGCUCGAAGCCCAUAUUUUAAAAUACUUGAGGCCCAAGUGCACGCUAAAGUCCGCAAGUCCACAUUGAAUGAAUCCAAUGGGUUGACUAGCCUGGGUCAACCCCAACCUCAAAACAUAAUUUGACCCUUUAUAGAAUCUAAGGUACAUGGACCAUCAUCAAGGAAAUGAAUGGGUAAGGGAGAAAUUGAAUUGAAAUCGUGGACAAUCAAUGGUCAUGUUAAUCUUGACCCGUCUCAUUAGUAGGAUUUUUCUAGAAUUCUAGCUAAGUAGUAAUUUAGGACAUCAUAUUCAUGCAUUUCAUUUCAUACAUAGUCAUGCACGAUAGGCUGCAUGCAUGUUUAUAUCUUUGUUUGUAUAUAUAAGUACAUUAAUUACAUCCAUACAUAAACACCUAUUACAUACCCUGAUCAUGCAUCAAAACACAUUCACUCAUGUAGUACAUAAUUAUGCAUUCAUGAUUCUAAAAGGAAGUUUGUUGGUUUUCAGUUCCUAAUCAAAGAGGUGGUUUGAGUAAUAUAAAGCAAUAAUUGAGACCACCACGCAUCAGUACAAUACCAGGCGAAGAGCGAGAGAAAUGAGUGAACAAUUGGAAAAUAGAAUCCUGGGUCUAGAACAAGGACAAGAAGAGAUAAAUGACAAGAUAAGUAAGGUUCUGGAGUUACUAAUGAACAAGGGAAAGGCAGUGCAUGUUGAUCCCGAAGUAGAUGUGGACCCCGCUCAUCCCCCAGGGUUCACCCCUGAUCAUGGACAAACAUCAAUUCCACCGCCUGGUGUCAUGGGGGGUCCACCGCCAAAUAUGCCUCCUUUCAUCCCUGCUAUGCCAGCACAGGGGUUCCCAGUAGUAGGAACUCCUCCAUUAGUACCUUCUGAUAUGGGAAUUAGUAAAUCUGAGGCUGAGCGUCGCUGUGACGUAUUAGAAGAGCGCUUAAAAGCAAUGGAAGGUUCUAAUACUUUCGAUUCAGUUAAUCCAAAUGACCUUUGCUUGGUGCCUAAAGUAACCUUGCCGCCAAAGUUCAAAAUGCCAGACUUUGAAAAGUUUGACGGGACCCGGUGCCCUCGAACACAUUUAGUGGUGUACUGCCAAGCAAUGGCUGCGUGCUCAGACGAUGAAAAACUAAUGAUGCAUUGCUUUCAAAGCAGUUUGACUGGGUCCGCUAUUCGUUGGUACAUUCAGCAAGAUAAGGCUCGGGUCCGCACUUGGAAGGACUUGGCCAAUGCCUUUGUUACUCACUACCACCGUGUAACAGAAAUGACGCCUGAUCGGAUGAUGCUGCAAGAAAUGGAGAAGAAACCCACCGAAACAUUCAGAGAAUAUGCUUACAGGUGGAGAGAUAUGUCAAUCCAAGUGGACCCCCCGGUGAGUGACCGAGAGGCUAUCUCCUUGUUCGUAAGUACAUUAAAAGACCCCUACCGUACGCACCUUCGGGGAGCAACUCCCCAUGAUUUUAUGGAUAUUGUGGCUGCGGGAGGAAGAAUUGAAGGUGAUAUCAAGGCAGGCAUAGUCAAGGAUAAUGGCUCAGAAACUGGUUUAGGCAAAAGGUGGACUAAUAGGAAGAAGGAGGAAGAGGCACAAAUGAUACAGGGGCAGUUUAAUUGGAAGAAUCAGUACACCAGAGGUGGGAACCAAUGGCCCAAGAGAAACUUUGGUUUUGAGCCCAUGGUAAAUCAAACGGCGCAUACAGGCACAAGGCCCCAGAUUGUUCACUCUGGUCCACCGAAUCAGCAAGCACAAGAUAGGAAUGUGACUAGAAACUUCCAAAGGGUGGACCCCAUUCCCAUGACAUAUGCCGAAUUAUUUCCUCAGCUGCGGGAAAGGGGGAUGGUAUCUGCAAUCCCUGGGACGCCCGUUGCGAACCCUCCUCCACAGUGGUAUGAUCCUGGGGUUCGUUGUGAGUACCAUGCUAACUCUCUCGGCCAUACUAUUGACAGAUGUUGGGCCUUCAAGCAUAAGGUGCAAUCAUUAAGAGAUGCUGGAUGGUUAGCAUUCGACGACAAGCAACCGGGAGUCCAGGGGAAUCCUUUGCCCAAACACGAGGAGGGAAGUGGUUAACAUAUCCAGGAGGUUCUCAAAUCAAUGGUUUCAGUUGUUAUCCACUGAGAAUAAAAUGAUGGAGUACCGAACUUUUGACUAUCUAAUCCUUUUCAGUUAAUGUUCUUUUGUUUUCCAUUGUUAUUUACUUUUUGUAGUCCAUGGACGCCUGUGUCUCGGAAUAUUUUCUAUAUUCAAUAAAAUGAAUUAUGCGUUUAGUUA